UGAUGUGUUCUCCCGGCGUUCGCUCCUCAGUUGGUUGAGUCGGCAUGGGUCUCUCGAAGAGAAACCAUCCAGUAUCCUUUGACGCUGGAAUCUUACCUUUCAGCGCUGGUCAAAUGUGACCACCCCUGCUUACAUCACCUGAUGUCUCCAACAUAAAGGAAAAGUCGUCGUAACGUUCUGGAUUAUUGUCAUCCCAAGAACUGAAAAUGCCUCCUCUGCGGAAUGGAUCGUCGAUGUAUCUCAAUGGAUCAGACAAGAUCCUCCGGGACAUGGAGGACCGCUUCUACUUCGUGUCCCCGUCCAGCUCGGUGCAGCAAAGUCUCUCGGAGGACCAGGAGGGCGAGGACGGCAACGACUGGGAUCCAGAAGAGAUCGCCCAGAUUCCGGAGCCCCCCGACGGCGGCUUCGGGUGGGUGAUCGUGGCGGCCUCUUUCCUCUGCAACCUCAUCGUGGACGGGAUCGCCUACACCUUCGGCAUCUUCUUCAUGGAAUUCGUCCGGUACUACGACGUCCCGAAAGGGAAGGUGGCCUGGGUCGGCUCCUUGCUGUCCGGGUUUUACCUCAGUGUCGGUCCCAUAGUGAGUGCUCUGACGAAUCGAUUUGGGUGUCGAGUGGUUACUAUAGCUGGCAGUCUUGUUUCGUGUACAGCCUUCGUUCUGAGUACCAUGGCUCCAUCCAUUGACGUCCUCAUGAUCACUUACGGUGUCAUGGGCGGUAUUGGUUUCGGAAUGGUUUUUCUGCCAGCUGUGGUUAGUGUCGGUUACUACUUUUCCACAAAACGAGCUUUAGCUACUGGUGUUGCUGUCUGCGGCUCAGGCAUGGGGGCCUUCAUCUUUGCACCUUUCUGCCAGAAACUACUAGAAAUUUACGACUGGAAAGGAGCCAUGCUCAUACUGGCAGGACUUACACUGAACUGUUCGGUUUUCGGAGCUCUCAUGAGGCCCCUGGAACCAGGUCCCCGUCAAAAACCUCUUCUACAGAGAAUAGCCGAAGAAAAAGAAAGGCAUAGAAUGGACUCCCUGUGCGAAAGCCAGUACAUGAUUAUUCAGCAUUCAGACGGAACUGUCGAGAAAAGACCGAAAUUCGUUCUUAACUUGGAGCCUGGGGUGCACUCGACGCUGUACCUGGACCAGUUUGGAAAAUCACCAGCUGACACACCCGUGUUCACUCUGUCACCUAUACAGGAAGCUCGUAAAUCGCCUGCAAGCUCUAAAGAAGACGAAAUGGACGAAAAAGAAGAGAAAGAUGAAGAAAAGGAAGAAGAAGAGAAGGAAGAAGUCGAGGAAAAGGUCCCCUUGACUGGUCCUUCCAUACCGAAAGUAGCCACUACCAUGUCCCUGCCAAACGCUGGCUCUGCGUCAGCGCCACACACAUCGUCUGGAGAUCAACCGGACGACCCGUCUUCGCCGCACAUUUCAAACGGAGGUCUUCCUCAAACGGCCAUCCGUGAACUGGCAAAGCGAAAGGGUUUGUUGCCCCCUUUCAAAGGAGCCAUGAAACUCAGUUUGAGCAACAUCACGGUCAACAACGAGAUGCGGAGGAAUAACGCCUCCUUAAAAAUCUCCUCCAGCGGCUUUCUGUGUCCGGCACAGCAGCAGAAUAACAAUUUCAAUGCUGAUGAAGUUUGGAAGCAGAACGUGCGGGAUCAAGCGUCUGAAAUGCCAGUUCCGUUGGAUGCUAGCAGGCGAUCUUCGCUCAGGCGAGAUCGCAGAGACUAUAGUAGACCGAUGUACAGGAAGGACGUGUUCUACAGCGGCAGCAUUCGAAAUCUGCCUGAAUACAAACAAUCUCAAGGCGAUGUUCGUUCUUACGUGGCAAGUGUGACGUCGAUUCCAAGAGACAUCCCCGUAUCUCACUCGGUCUUGGGGGACAAUAGAUCUGUGGUUAUGGAUGGUCCGUCGAAGCCUGAAGUGUGCCCCGAGUGUCUGAGGCUUCCGAAGUCCAUGACUGAUACUAUGUACGAAAUGUUGGACUUCUCGCUUCUGAAAAACAAUGUCUUUCUUCUAAUCUGCAUUUCCAAUAUAGUGGGGAUGAUUGGAUUUUAUGUGCCAUACGUUUACAUAACUGAUAGCAGCAUUAUGAAAGGAAUUACGUCGGACAAGGCUGCUUUUUUGCUUUCCGUCAUUGGAAUCACGAACACAUUCGGCAGGUUAAUGUUCGGUUGGUUUGCUGACAGACCAGGAGUAUCUGCACUUCUAGUUAAUAACAUUUCCAUUGUGUUGACAGGACUUUGUGUGUUCUGCUUGCCCUUCUGCAGUACGUACACAGCCAUUGUGAUUGACUGCGUCUUGUUUGGAUUGUUUGUAUCUGCAUAUAUUUGCUUGACAUCCAUUAUUCUUGUGGAGUUGUUGGGGCUGGACAAACUAACCAAUGCAUUUGGUCUUCUCAGUUUGUUCCGAGGAGGAUCGUGCAUGCUAGGACCACCCAUUGCAGGAUCGAUUUAUGAUCUCACGGGUAGCUACGACUUGCCAUUCUUCAUCGCCGGGGUGCUAUUAAUGAUAUCUGCUGGGGUCAGUUUUAUGGUACCCUGUGCUGCCAGACUGUCCGAGAAGAACAAUGCCGCGAACAACCCUGAGAUCGUCAGGGAUGAAAACCAAGAUGUGAUGAGCGAUGAUCAAGAGAGUGUUGUGUAAAAGUCAAAUUUAGAUUUCCCUGAAUGGAAGAAAUCGGACGCAAGUUUGAUUUUGUAUCCCAAUUAGUGAUACUCGCGAGAGAUUGUGAUGAGAUACUAGGUAGGAAAAAUCCAACAAAGUACAGAUACUGUGCGCCAGUGUGUAAAGAAUCUCGGAAAAUAUUUUGUGAAAGUUUUCUUACAAAGUGAAUUGAGUGAAUGUGUUUACGAGUGCAUCAUGUGACUUCGCUUCGUUCGGUUUUGCAAAACUGAUGAAAAGCUGCAUCGCACAGUUUAGUGAUAAAAGAGUUCUGAAUUUUAUGGAAUUUCUGCGUUUUUUUUUUUUUUUUAGAAAGUGAGAAAAAAGAAAAAUCAACUUAAAUCAAUGUCCGCAUCCUUCAGUUUCAAAAAAUUUCUUGUUGAGUUUUUUCUCCCAGAUGAAUGAUUAUGUAUUUUUCUACUUAAUGUGUUGAAUGAGUUAUCCCGGUGUUCUUACGUUAAAUUAUUUGAACCAAUGACAUUACGUUGACUUUUAUGAAUGCUAUGUUUGUGUAAUACAUCAUCCUGAAGUGGCCACACACAUGCCAACAUCUUAUUUUCCCCAUCGUGGUAUUUUCCACCAAAGGAUUCAUCAGAACAUGCUUCGUGGAUAUGUUACCAUGAAAGACCGAUAUUGGAGCAUAUCGACUUUCACCAAUGAAUGGCAACACAUAGAAAAUAUGUCAGUUAAAGACCAAAUAUUUGAUUACAUACUGUACAUUCAGUCAAUCAUCGGUCUAUGUCGACAAGAACAGAUAUGCUCUGUAUGAGGUCUGAAAAACGAAAGCUGACGUAGUUCUGAGUAAACUAGGCGCGUCAUUUCGAAUAUUUCCAGGGGAGGGAGGGGCAAAAGGUGUUUUCUCUUUGCAUAUUUUAUCGGAAAACAACUUAAACCUCGCCCUCUUAUAUGUAAAAAUAUUUUUUCAAAUCUGGGGUGAGGGGGGGGGGGGGGAAUUGAACCCCCUUCCCCAAAAUGACGAGCCCUGGGAUAAACUCUUUUUCGGAGUGACACAUCCCUCUCCUGAACGCAAUUGGUCGCUCCUCUCAGCAAAAGAAGCGAAAAGAUUACGUCACCCUUGUGACAUUCAUUCUAUCGCACCUGAAACACAGAAGUAGAAAGUCGUAAAUCUUCGAUUCAUCCAGCAGUCGUUUUUUGUGUAAUGGUGAAUAUGUAAUGGUGCUUUUGUGCUAUAGUGCUGCUCCGGUAAGUUGACCUCCAAUCUGACAAUGGUUAUCUCUUUUUCGGGUAAUGGGAAAGGAUAAUUUGCGCUUAAUUGAGUUGACUUACUUUCGUAGUCGUUUUGCAAAAGUAUUGCAACUCUAAUCUGUGGAAAUUACUCUUUCUUAUUACCCGAAAGAGAGGUAAACAUUGUCAAUGUCGGAGGUCAACUUACCAGAGCAGCGCUAACUUAAUAUUUGUUGCAAAGUUUACAUAAAUAUGAUGUGUUGGCCACUUUUGGACUGCUGUGCAUUUUUCCCUCCUUCUCCCGCCGCUGAUGUUAUUGGAAAUUUGAUGCAAAUAUAAAAUUUUAGAAUUUGUUCAAUCUUGAUAGCGGAAACUUUCUUUCAUGUUGGGAAAAGGUCUUUCGUCUGCAAUUUUUCACUUAAAAAUCUUUCACUUAAAUCAGUAAAUCAUGUAUAUGUUUAAAACCAAGGAAGUUGUGGCAGAUUUUUUUUUUUACUACUCCUUGAAAGAUGCUAUAUUAUUAUAAAAAGAUUACAUCUGAACCAUAUUGAACAAUAGCAAGAAUUCUUAAGUCAGGAAACUAUUAUGUGCAAAUCUUUGUGUAUGGCAUUUUGUUAAAAUAAAUUGAAGUAUGAGCGGUAA
Uloborus diversus is the source of this 4478-nucleotide messenger RNA. Its product is annotated as monocarboxylate transporter 12-like. NCBI's taxonomy places the organism in Eukaryota, Metazoa, Arthropoda, Arachnida, Araneae, Uloboridae. The coding region runs from base 207 to 2633 and encodes 808 amino acids. The record is from RefSeq and is a predicted model, not a curated record. Gene Ontology annotation, biological process: transmembrane transport; monocarboxylic acid transport. The transcript is spliced from 6 exons. Gene Ontology annotation, molecular function: monocarboxylic acid transmembrane transporter activity.